Messenger RNA from Mytilus californianus (California mussel), 1737 nucleotides. RefSeq names its product procollagen-lysine,2-oxoglutarate 5-dioxygenase 1-like. Gene Ontology annotation, molecular function: procollagen-lysine 5-dioxygenase activity; iron ion binding; L-ascorbic acid binding. The record is from RefSeq and is a predicted model, not a curated record. NCBI's taxonomy places the organism in Eukaryota, Metazoa, Mollusca, Bivalvia, Mytilida, Mytilidae. The transcript is spliced from 14 exons. Gene Ontology annotation, biological process: peptidyl-lysine hydroxylation. Bases 99 to 1544 code for a protein of 481 amino acids. Gene Ontology annotation, cellular component: endoplasmic reticulum.
AAGUGCUGUAGAUAAUUUAGAAGACAUUGAAGUGAAAUAUAAAGGAAACCACAGUUAUGUUGUCAACAGAAAGACUGGGAGUAAGCCGUUAAUUUUAUAUGGCAGCAUUUAAUCGUUUAGCCAGUGAUUUAGCAGAUGAAUGGACAGAAAAUUUUGGGUGUGCUGCAUGUUCAAGGAGUACUAUAAGUCUAAAAGAAUUGAAGGAAGACGACUACCCAAUAGUUCAGUUAUCUGUUUUUAUCGACCACCCAAUACCAUUUCUGGUUGAAGGAUUAAAAACAAUAAAAGAUCUUGAUUAUCCGAAGAAGAGAAUAGAAUUACUGGUAUACAAUAAUGCAGAUUAUCAUGAGGUUGAUGUUGAACUGUUUCUGUCAGGUUGCAGUGAUGAAUACCGAUCUGUAACAGUGAUUUCACCUAACGACAAAAUGACAGGUACUGCUGCUAGGAAUACUGCUAUAGAUAAAUGUUUACGGACUAAAUGUGCCUAUUUGUUCUUUGUGGAUGGGAAUGUUCAUCUUACAGAUCCUAAAACACUUAAAGACUUGAUUGAACAAAACAGAACUAUUCUUGCACCAAUGCUUUCACAGUAUAAAAAUUACUGGUCCAAUUUCUGGACUGGUCUCAAUGAUCAUGGAUAUUAUGGACAAACGGAGGAUUACACAGAGAUUGUAGAACUGGAGAAAAAAGGUUUGUGGAAUGUGCCAUACAUUAGAUAUGUUUAUCUGAUUCAUGGUUCCCUAAUGCCUAAACUGCAGAGAGCUUUUAUACGGGAAGAUAUAUCGGAUGAAGAAGAGAGAGAUAUCAGCUUUACUAAAAAUAUCAGGGAGAAGGGCAUAUUUAUGUAUGUAAACAACAUGAAAUAUCGUGGACAUUUGGUGAACUAUGAAGACUAUAAUACCACACACUUACACAGUGACAUGUUCCAAAUGUUCCAGAAUCCUUUGGAUUGGGAAAGGAAAUAUAUCCAUGAAAAUUACUCAGUAGCCUUACAAGAUGGAGCAGUUAUAACACAGCCAUGCCCAGAUGUGUACUGGUUUCCUAUUGUGUCUGAUACCUUCUGUGAUCACAUGAUAGAAACAAUGGAGAAUUAUGGGAAAUGGAGUGAUGGAGGACAUGAGGAUGUCCGAGUAGGAGGUUAUGAAAAUGUCCCAACAGUAGAUAUACAUAUGAGACAGAUCGGAUUUGAUGAACAAUUUUUAAAUUUUCUCCAAACUUAUGUCCAACCUUUAACAAUUAAGGUGUUUCCAGGAAUGGAAGAGGAUACCUAUGCUCUAAUGAACUUUGUGGUGAGAUAUCGUCCUGGAGAACAGGACCACCUAGAACCUCAUAAUGAUGAAUCAACAUACACUAUUAACAUAGGACUUAACAGACAAGGAAUAGACUAUGUUGGAGGUGGAAGUAGAUUUAUACGGUACAACUGUAGUGUUGUCAACACAAGAAAAGGUUGGAUGAUAAUGCACCCUGGGAAAUUGACACAUUAUCAUGAAGGACUAUAUACUACGUCUGGAACAAGAUACAUACUGGUGUCAUUUAUAAAUCCAUGAUUAUAAAACUGGAAAAACUAUGACUGAAGUUUUACUUCUGAUUUCUUCAUACGACACCUGAUCUAAAAAAAAAAGUUUACUAGUGUAAACUGAAUUUUAAGUGCAAUCACAGUGCAUACAAAAUGGAAAACCUGUAAUUUACAUUGUAACUAGAUGUCUAAACAGUAUAUUGCUUAAUAAAAUGUCAAAAUUU